UGAAUGAUGAAUCAGGGCUGAUGCAGAAGGACUUUUUGAAAUAAUGCAAUUCACAGAACAAGUCUUGAUAGAAAUGUGGCGCGAGAACUACAAGAAGUAAUCAAAACACAUGGUGUCGUUUUUAUCGGGAAUUUUAAGUUGUAUAUAAAUCCUUGGAAGUAAAUCUUCCUUUUUAACAUGUCUUCAAGCAGUACAUCCAGUGUAUCAAAAAGAAAGGAUGAGUCGUCAAGUCAAUCCCGCUUGACAAACUAUUUCAAACCAAACCCUGAAGCUUCUGUUUUAAGAAAGAAUCUGGAAAGAAAUGGUUCUAGUUUCAAUGCCAAAGACAUUGGAUUUAAAAAGAGGAAAACUCAAGAAUCACCAACUAAAGUUGCCAGAAUCUCACCUGUGAAAAUAAGUCAUGGAGUGACAGCCAAUAGUUCUGUUGCAGCUGUUAAGAAAAGGAAGAGAGUCAUUCGUGAUUCUCCCAUCAAGGAAGAAACAUUGGUGAAGAAAAAUGAAGUGAUUGCAAUUGAUUUGGAUUCGUCUGACAGAGAUUCAAGUUUGGAAGAAGAAUUGGGUCUAUCACCCCUAAAGAAAUUAAUGUCACCAAGAGUUGCCAAAAGACCAGAUAAACUUCCAAGUUUUCUUACAGUAUCAACAAAUUUGCCUGACAUUUUAACAAAAAAAGCAGGUCUUGCUAUGCGCUCACCCAACAAGUCGUCGUCGGUUCGCGAAAAUAUCUCCUCGCAGAUUGCAUUCGAAGAAAAGAAGAACUUGAACAGAGGAAAACGUUCAGCAGUUCCCGAUGACAAUGUCGAUAUUAUUUGUUCCCCUGUCAAAAAAUUAAAACGUAGCCACUCUCAAGAAGAUCCUGCCAAAGGUGUGAAGGACAGAGUGCGAAGGAAACCUUCCAUCGUAUUACUUGGCAAUUCCACGUCAAACAGCGUCUCUAGCCAUAGCCAGAUGAAGGAUGAAAACAAAUCGAAAGUUAGUGACAUUUUCGCUGAAAAAUUGGAUUUUGAGGGGAAAAUCGAUGCUGCUAAAAAGACUAAACCGACAGCAACCCGAAAUAUUCCUGAAGCUUCCAUUUUGACAGAGAACAAUGCGUCUUCGUCUCGACAGCGUGUUACUAAAUCAAAGCGAUCUGCUGCUUCCCCUGAUUUAACUAAAAAGCAAAAGAAAAUUAAGGAGAAAGUAACUGAAACACCAGAAAAAUCUAUUCCUGAGAAGAGGUCGACAUCGAAAGAAUCAGCUGUCGCUGCGGUAAAUGUUGAUGAAGCUAUCAUAAAAACGAAAUCCCAAGCGGCCAAAGAAGCUGAAAUAUCAGAGAAGACUUCACGUCGCAUCGUACGUCGCAGUCAACACACAACAGAAGAGAACGGAGUGUCCAUUUCUUCCAAGAUUACAGUGGGACUCGAUGAGAUUCAAGCAGGAGCUGUAGUAGCUUUUAGAGAAACCUACAAGGACAUGGAAACUCUACUUGAUUUGAAUUUGGAUACGACAAUUUGCUCAGAUUUUCAAAAGGCUUUGCAGAUCUCAAUACGCAACUUGCCGAAUGAUUCCCACGUCAAUUUCAAAUUCUUCAUUAAUCGAAAACCUGUAAAUUACAUAGAUGCACUGCGUUCACUACACGUGGAUUGCUAUCAAUAUCCCCAUGCCGUAGACUUGCAUAUUGUCAUCCACCAGUUUUUGAUGAACGUGACGGAGCAUAGUGUGUUGUAUCGCGCUCUGGAAUUGAUUUAUGCGACUUUAGGUUUGCAUCCUUCAGGUGAUGUUGUAAUGAGGAAAUACUAUUGGUCAGUCAUAUCCCGACGUUUCGAUGACACUGACCCUUGCAGCCGCUGGGAAAUUUUGCGAGAAUUACUGGAGGAAGUGAUGAGCUCUGAUGGAGACGAUGCUAAGAAAAUGUACAUCAAUCCUAACAAACCGACGACACAGUUGGAGCGCACGAGAGCUGUUUUAGCCGUCUUCAUUCAAGUUUUAAAAGAAGAUUUACGUUGCUGGAUAAGUUUAACCUCAGAGCCAUUUGCACAAUUACAACGUGAUCGAAAUGACUUGCCGCUGUUGGCCCGGCUCCUUUGGCCACAGACUACUAUUCCUCAUGUUAAUGUGGUCUGUCGGGAGCUGAUGGAUUUCCACCUAGCAGCACUGAAAUCUAGCAAUCCAACAAAUCUCUUGUAUACCGAACCACUUGUGAAGAUGAUGACCAUAGUGACACAGAUGAGUGAUCUCCAGUUGCCGUUACAGAUCCGCAAGCCCGGCGUGCACAUGAUGAAUUUGGCGAGGGAAAUUGUGUUACGUUCGGACGAUUUAACAAACAGCUCGUUCUGCAGUAGUUUUGGUUCAUCUGAACUAGAGCUUCUGUUACCACUGGUCAUUCUGAACAGACUCAAACCUCAAAUACCCAUUCCAGAAGGGGAGAAUUUGAAUUUAACCUGGAUGUUGAACUCGUACCUGGAAAUAGAUGAGGUAAAGAAACGUGAAGACGUAGUGGCCCGUUUUCGGUCGCAGCCAGCAGUGGAGAGGAAUGCGUUUUUGGCAGCUCUUUCUGCGUACUUCAAACUGUUUGGUUCCUUCAGAACUUGGUUUCACAUGCGUACAAGGUACCGCUAUCCGAAUAGGCCUACUCCCGUUCAACAAUCCUCACCCGAACCACCUCCUGUUAAUAUGUUUUCACGUACCUUUACUUUGAGUCACUUAAUGGAAGAUCUUCGUCAGGCAAAGUAUUUGCUGGAAGUUGAUAAGGGAUUAGCUAAAAAAACCUCCUUGUACUCUUCGUUAAGUUGGCAAUAAUAUUUUUAUUCCUAAUGUUUCCAUUUUUGUUUGGCCUGUGCCCGUUCAAAAAUCCUCCCCCCGCCACUUUCUGUUGGUAUGUUUUCACGUACCUUUUACCUCGAGUCACUCAAUGGAAGAAGGUAAAUUGCCGGAAGUUGAUAAGGGAUACCAAGAAAAGCCUUCUUGUACUCUAUUAAGUUGGCAAUAAUAUUUUGAGUCCUUUAAUACGAAGUUUCCAUUUUAAAGUUUCAGUUUUUGUAUCUUACCGUACCAAAUUGUUGAUCAAAGAAUUUCGAAUCUGUUUUUGUCCAUAUAUGCGUUUCUUCUAACCAAGGUUUGUGAAAUACAUGCAGUUACUCAAA
This is a messenger RNA of Daphnia pulicaria, 3119 nucleotides long. RefSeq lists its product as uncharacterized. The transcript has 5 exons. Bases 178 to 2775 code for a protein of 865 amino acids. NCBI's taxonomy places the organism in Eukaryota, Metazoa, Arthropoda, Branchiopoda, Diplostraca, Daphniidae. The record is from RefSeq and is a predicted model, not a curated record.